GUCAGGACAAAAGAGCUUUUCUCCGAGAAUUAAGGAGCUUGAGUCUAUCUUCGAGCCUACUUCUCUGCAUACCUCUGUGGCUUUUGUCUACAAAGAAAAGACCGAUGGACAAAGCAGACAGAGAAGUAAUAGGAGGGCCUGAAGAUACUGUCAAGAACAGGAAAAGAUGAAAAAAUGCAAUUUUUUUUAAGAGAAUGAAAGUUAGGGGUGGCAGCUGCCUGGAAGAAGUCAUUUCAAUAUAAAGAGGCAUUUCUUCUUAAUUGAGAAGGUGCAGAAGAUUGUCGGGCGACAUGGGGAAGCGUGUGGCCAUCGUGGGGGCCGGCGUCAGCGGCCUGGCCGCCAUCCGCAGCUGCCUGGAGGAGGGCCUGGAGCCCACCUGCUUCGAGCGGGGCGAGGACGUCGGGGGGCUGUGGAGGUUCUCGGACCACGCAGAAGAGGGCAGGGCCAGCAUCUACCGCUCAGUCUUCACAAACUCUUCUAAAGAGAUGAUGUGUUUCCCGGACUUCCCAUUUCCUGACCACUUCCCCAACUUCAUGCACCACAGCCAGCUCCAGGAAUACAUCACUGCAUUUGCCAAGGAGAAAAACCUACUGAAAUACAUACAAUUUAAGACACUUGUAUCCAGUGUAACCAAGUGUCAUGAUUUCUCCGUCACCGGCCGGUGGGAUGUUACCACACAGAAGGAUGGAAAGAAAGGAUCAGCCGUCUUCGAUGCUCUGAUGGUUUGCUCUGGACACCACGUGUACCCCAGCUUGCCAAAAGAGUCCUUUCCAGGAAUAAAGCUUUUUAAAGGGAGUUGCUUCCAUAGCCGGGACUACAAGGGGCCAGGAGCUUUUGCGGGGAAGCGAGUCCUGGUGAUCGGCCUGGGGAACUCUGGCUGUGACAUUGCCACGGAGCUCAGCCACACGGCGGAGCAGGUCAUCAUCAGUUCCAGAAGUGGCUCCUGGGUGAUGAGCCGGGUCUGGGACGAUGGCUACCCAUGGGACAUGAUGUCCAUCACCCGAUUUGAAACCUUCCUCAAGAACACGUUACCCACGGCCAUCUCCAACUGGCUUUAUGUGAAGCAAAUGAACGCGAGAUUCAAGCAUGAGAACUACGGCCUGAUGCCUCUGAAUGGAGCCCUGAGGAAGGAGCCCGUCUUCAACGACGAGCUGCCGUCCCGCAUACUGUGCGGCGCUGUGUCCGUCAGGCCCAACGUGAGAGAGUUCACGGAGACGGCCGCCGUGUUCGAGGACGGCACCGUGUUUGAGGGCAUCGACGCUGUCAUCUUUGCCACGGGCUACAAUUUUGCUUACCCGUUCCUCGAUGACUCCAUCAUCAAGAGCAGGAACAACGAGGUCACCUUGUUCAAAGGCGUCUUCCCCCCCCACAUGGAGAAGCCGACCUUGGCUGUGAUUGGCUUUGUCCAGUCCCUUGGGGCUGCCAUCCCCACUGCUGACCUGCAGGCUCGCUGGGCUGCAAAGGUAAUAAAGGGAACUUGCACUUUGCCUUCUGUGAAAGACAUGAUGGCCAAUAUUGAUAAAACAAUGGAGAAAAAGUUCAAAUGGUUCGGCAGCAGCGAGACCAUCCAGAUGGACUAUAUCAGUUACAUGGACGAGCUCACCUCCUUCAUCGGGGCCAAGCCCAGCCUCCCGUGGCUGUUGCUCACGGAUCCCAGGCUGGCCCUGCAGUUCCUCUUUGGCCCCUGCAGCCCUUACCACUUCAGGCUGGUGGGCCCCGGCAAGUGGCCAGGAGCAAGAAACGCCAUCCUGAGCCAGUGGGACCGCACACUGGCGCCCAUGAGGACGCGCGCGGUUGGGACCCCUUGGACGCCCGGCCUGCACGGCCGCUCCACCAGGCUCCUGGCUGCUCUUCUGCUGGCUGGCGCUGCCCUCCUUGUGUUGACCACAUUGGCAUUCCCUGCGGGAUUCUGAAAGCCACUGGCCUGCCUGAGAGGAACAUGGCUAUUUAAAGAUUAAGACCUUCAGCCAACUGCUUCCCCACUCCAGGCACACAUCAGUACAGCAGGUGACCCCCUGGCUUGUGGACGAUCCCCUUUGGGGGGGUCACGCCGUGAUAUGAGGGGAGCACCGACCAUUGCUUUAUCGGUUCCAUGAACAUUUCGUGAUCGGAAACAUGCUCUUAUCUCUAACCUAAGCUACCCCUGAAACAUUUUAAUGUGAUUCCUUAUCUCCUUUAGACAGUGUGUGAAAGACGGACUUCACUCCAAACGAGCAGAUUGAGCAGAAUGGUUAUAAUGGAUAUUCUCAGGUCCUGACAAACGAUGGGCAGGGUCCAGGGAGAGGCUGUCCAUUCUAUUCCACUUCUGUUUUAUGCCACGUCCUCCAGACCACCCCUCCUGCUCCCCAGCCAGGAGUCACAGCAUGAGACCUGGUCUACAGGGAGCGUCAGCAAGAAGUGGCUCAUCUUACAUUCUCAGUAAGGAGACAAGCUUCCCAACAGGCAGGGGCAAGAACAGUAUUAUAACAAUAACAAGGACCAUAUUGAGUAGAGCAUCAUGUACACAUUUUAGCUGAAAGGAAAAUGUGUUUAAAAAUUAAAUAUUUAGGUAUUUACCCUAAGAAUGCAGCAGCUUAGUUUGAAAAAGACAGAUGCACUCCUAUGUUUAUCGCAGCACUAUUUACAAUAGCCAAGAAAUGGAAGCAACCUAAGUGUCCAUCAGUAGAUGAAUGGAUAAAGAAGAUGUGGUACAUACACACAAUGGAAUACUAUUCAGCCAUAAGAAGAAAAGAAAUCCUACCAUUUGCAACAACAUGGAUGGAGCUAGAGGGUAUUAUGCUCAGUGAAGUAAGCCAGGCGGAGAAAGACAAGUACCAAAUGAUUUCACUCAUAUGUGGAGUAUAAGAACACAGAAAAAACUGAAGGAACAAACCAGCAGCAGAAUCACAGAACCCAAGAAUGGACUAACAGUUACCAAAGGGAAAGGGACUGGGGAGGAUGGAUGGGAAGGGAGGGAUAAGGGUGGGAAAAAAGAAAGGGGGCCUUACAAUUAGCAUGUAUAAUGUGGGGGGGCAUGGGGAGGGCUGUGCAACACAGAGCAGACAAGUAGUGAUUCUACAGCAUCUUACUGCGCUGAUGGACAGUGACUGUAAUGGGGUUUGUCGGGGGGACAUGGUGAAGGGGAGAGCCUAGUAAACAUAAUGUUCCUCAUGUAAUUGUAGAUUAAUGAUACCAAAAUUAAAAAAAAAAGAGAGAGAACCAAAAAAAAAAAUUUUCAAAUAUUUAGCCAAAGAUGUGACCAAAGUCCAACACUAACCACCCCUACAGAGUGAACUGAGGCACCACAAUAAAUCUGUAACUGCAUUUUUAGAAGUAUUAUUGCAUUGUAUAAUUAAAAUUUUGGUAAUUAAACCA
Manis pentadactyla (Chinese pangolin) is the source of this 3354-nucleotide messenger RNA. RefSeq names its product flavin containing dimethylaniline monoxygenase 3 (gene FMO3). Gene Ontology annotation, molecular function: flavin adenine dinucleotide binding; NADP binding; N,N-dimethylaniline monooxygenase activity. The record is from RefSeq and is a predicted model, not a curated record. The coding region runs from base 291 to 1913 and encodes 540 amino acids. The transcript is spliced from 9 exons. NCBI's taxonomy places the organism in Eukaryota, Metazoa, Chordata, Mammalia, Pholidota, Manidae.